AUGAGUGUCCAGGUGCAAUCGGCAACCAACCCCGGGUUGACAUUGUCCAAGGACCGCUGUGUUCCCGGUUCAGUCAAUAUACCGCUCGCGAAAUGGCCAAAGACUGCCGAAUCGACAGCUGCAGAUCCAAACGAGAUCGCAAACAAUAUCGUUAAAUCCCUCAAUACGUCCCUCGAGCGACAAGAUACGAAAGCAAUUGCUGAGCUCUUCCUUGAGGGCGGCUAUUGGCGAGACCAUCUAGUGCUGUCAUGGGACAUGCAUACCAUGAAGGGUCGUCAACAAGUUGCGUCGUUCCUAGCUCAGCAGUGUCCCAUCACAAAGAUCGAGAUUGACAGAAGCACCGCCUAUCGGUCACCACAGUAUGGAGUGUUUGACGGCACUGGAGACACAAAAGGAAUAAUAUUCUUUACCACCUUCACCUCGAAGUCGGGCAGUGGCCAGGGUGUGGUCAGACUAGCAGAGUAUGAGGGUAAAUGGCAGAUUUUCACCCUCUUCACCACACUGCGAGACAUCGCUGGACAUGAAGAAAUGGUCAACCACCGCCGCCCCAAGGGCGUCGAACACGGUGGAAAGAUCGACCGCAAGAAUUGGCAGGAGAGGCGAAGCCAAGAUAUUGACUUUGAAAACAAAGAGCCCGUGGUUUUAGUUGUAGGUGCCGGACAGGCAGGCCUAACUGUGGGAGCACGAUUGAAGAAUCUAGGCGUCGAUACUCUCCUCAUUGAUAGCGAGGACCGAAUCGGAGACAAUUGGCGACGAAGAUACCACCAGCUGGUGCUCCAUGAUCCCGUUUGGUAUGACCACAUGCCAUACAUCAAUUUCCCAGCCCACUGGCCAAUCUUCACUCCCAAAGACAAGCUCGGUGAAUUCUUCGAGGCAUAUGCCAAGCUCCUCGAGCUCAACGUCUGGGUCAAGACAACCCUCGAAUCGACUUCUUGGGAUGAGUCAAAGAAGCUGUGGACGGUGACCGUUAAACGGACUAAGGUCGACGAAAGCACUGAAACUCGCACCCUCCACCCCAAGCACGUCAUCCAAGCAACAGGCCAUUCAGGCAAGAAGAACUUUCCUUCCUACACCAAGGGCCUCGAAAACUUCAAAGGUGACGUUCUCUGCCACUCGUCAGAGUUUCGUGGCGCCCAACCCAACCGCAAAGGCAAAAAGGCCGUCGUCGUUGGAUCCUGCAACUCCGGGCACGACAUAUCGCAGGACUUCUACGAGAAGGGCUACGACGUUACGCUCGUGCAGCGCUCUACAACCUGCGUCAUCUCUAGCGAGGCGAUCACCAACAUUGGACUCGCAGGCCUAUAUGAUGAGAACGGCCCGCCCGUGGACGACGCUGACUUAUGGCUGCACAGCCUGCCAAGCGAAGUGCUAAAAUCGCUCCAAGUCAAGGUCACCGAACUCCAGCGUCAACACGACAUUAAAACGCUUGAAGGGCUCGAGAAGGCCGGUUUCAAACUCGACUCAGGCCCUGAGAACUCAGGGCUUUUCAUGAAAUACUUCCAGCGCGGAGGCGGCUAUUAUAUUGACGUUGGCGGCUCACAACUGAUCAUUGAUGGUAAAGUCAAGGUCAAGCAGGGGCAGGAGAUCGAGGAGAUCCUGCCACACGCAAUCCGAUUCGCCGACGGUUCGAAGCUGGAAGCCGAUGAGAUCGUCUUCGCUACGGGAUAUCAGAACAUGAGGACCCAGGCACGAGAGAUCUUCGGCGAUGAGAUCGCCGACCGUGUUGGCGACAUCUGGGGCUAUGACGCCGAGGGCGAGAUGCGGACUAUUUGGCGUAAGACUGGCCAUCCGGGCUUCUGGUUCAUGGGUGGAAAUCUCGCGCUGUGUCGCUACUACUCAAAAUUGUUGGCUUUGCAGAUCAAGGCCUCUCUGGAAAAUCUUAGUUAG
Messenger RNA from Exophiala bonariae, 1887 nucleotides. RefSeq lists its product as uncharacterized. NCBI's taxonomy places the organism in Eukaryota, Fungi, Ascomycota, Eurotiomycetes, Chaetothyriales, Herpotrichiellaceae. Gene Ontology annotation, molecular function: monooxygenase activity; flavin adenine dinucleotide binding. The record is from RefSeq and is a predicted model, not a curated record. The coding region runs from base 1 to 1887 and encodes 628 amino acids. The transcript is spliced from 2 exons.